CAUGACGUCACCUGAGAGCGUCAGUGAGAGAGGAACCUUCCCUUUUAGAAAACUUGAAGCUCUCCACUAGGAUACAUGCGAUACAUUGGGCAUUUCCCCCUCCAGUGGCUCGUCACGUUCUCGGCUGGACUUAGAGAAAGUGUUGUGCUGAAGAAAUUACGCGUAAAUGAGGCAGCUCACAAGAACGCGGCUCUCCGCGGGCUUCUCCAGAUGACCAAACCUACAGUCGGGGCUUCUAGUGUGGAACAUGGGGAGAGAGGUGACGGGAGCUCACCUCAUCGCAGUCGUUUUCUUUAUUAUUCUUUACAGGUGCACAAAUGCACAAGAAACUCUCAAUGGACUCACUGGUUUUAGUUUGAGUCCUCCUUACUUCAACCUGGCGCAUAGAGCAAGGAUUUCUUCAACAGCCACCUGCGGGAAGGAUGACUUCGGGACACCGAGAGCUGAUUUGUACUGUAAACUCGUUGGAGGGCCAACCGCUGGAUUUCUCACUCAAAACAUUCGGGGCCAGUUCUGUGACUACUGCAAUGCCGCGGACCCAAACAAAGCCCACCCGGUGACCAACGCAAUUGACGGGACGGAACGCUGGUGGCAGAGCCCCCCUCUUUCCAAGGGGCUGGGCUACAAUGAGGUUAAUGUCACUCUGGACCUCGGACAGCUGUUUCAUGUUGCUUACAUCAUCAUAAAGUUUGCUAAUUCGCCUCGACCCGACCUGUGGGUCUUGGAGCGCUCCGUUGACCACGGGAGGACCUUCACUCCCUGGCAGUAUUUUACACAUUCGAAGCAUGAGUGCAUCGAUAGGUUUGGAAAGCAUCCCAACGCUCCACUUACAAAUGACGACGAUCAGCUCUGCACCACUGAUUAUUCCGGAAUUGUCCCUCUGGAGAACGGAGAGAUUGUAGUGUCCUUGAUCAAUGGUCGACCAGGGUCUGGAGACUUCACCCGAUCUCCAGUGCUGCAGCAUUUCACCAAGGCCACCAACGUACGGCUGCGUUUCCUGCGCACCAACACACUGCUGGGUCAUCUCAUCUCCAAGGCAAUGAGAGACCCGACCGUCACACGCAGGUACUAUUACAGCAUCAAAGAUAUCAGCAUCGGUGGGCGCUGCGUGUGUCACGGCCAUGCUCAGGCGUGCAGUGCCACUAGUGACCCGGAAGACCCAAACAAGCUCCAGUGUGAGUGCCAGCACAACACCUGUGGUGAAUCAUGUGACCGCUGCUGUCCGGGCUUCAGCCAGAAGCCGUGGCGUGCCGCCGCUGUUGACAGCCCCAACGAGUGUCAACCCUGCCAGUGCUUUACUCAUGCCGCCGACUGUUAUUAUGACGCCGAGGUGGAAGCCAGAGGAGCAAGUUUAGACAUUACCGGUGGGUACAGUGGAGGAGGCGUGUGCAUCAACUGCCAGCACAACACUGCUGGAGUUAACUGUGAGCGAUGCGUUGAAGGUUUCUUCAGACCUUAUGGAGUGCCCCCUAAAUCUCCCACUGGAUGCCUACCUUGCAGGUGCGAUGAGCGGACAUCGGCAGGCUGUGAAAUGGGUUCUGGAAAGUGCAUCUGCAGAGUUCAGUUUGACGGAGAAAACUGCGAGCGAUGCGCAGAAGGCCACUAUUACUACCCUCAGUGCAUCCCAGGUUAUCCUGAGCACCAGACAACCACCAAAUCCCCUGCAGGACCCAUUUUUGUGCCUACUGUCUGCCCUGUGGGUUAUUUUGGCUCAAUCAGUUGCCAGCGGUGUGCGUGUGACCACAGAGGGACAGAGCACGAGGUGUGUGACACUUCAGGACGUUGCCAAUGUCGUCGCACUGUAGAGGGCCAACAAUGUGACCGUUGCAGACCAGGCUUCCACUCCUUUCCAGAUUGCCAUGCGGCAGCAUGUCUAUGUGAUGGAGCCGGUGUGGCUGAGAGUGUUUGCAGUGCAAGUGGUCAGUGUAUUUGCCUUCCCAACUAUGGAGGUCCGAACUGUGAGCAAUGUGCACCAGGCUACUACGGGUACCCAGAAUGCGCUGGCUGCCAGUGUUCUCGGGAAGGUUCGUACGGCACCCCAUGUAACCCUCUGUCGGGUCAGUGUCUGUGUCUGCCUGGGGUGGUGGGUCAGCAAUGUGACCACUGUGCGUCUGGACACAGGUUCCCUUCAUGCUUAGACUCCAUCACUGAGUGUAAUCCAUAUGGGACAGAGAGUAUAGAACCUCAAAUGGGUUCCUGCCGCUGCCGAGCCAACAUAGAGGGAGUCUUGUGUGACACAUGUAAGCCUCUUCACUGGAAUCUAGCAGCUGACAGUCCACAUGGUUGUGAAGGCUGCAGGUGUGAUGUCAAAGGGACACUGAGUGGUGUUGGAGAGUGUGAACAGAAAAACGGCCAGUGCCACUGCAAGCCCCGUGUAGGCGGACGUACAUGCGACUCCUGCGAUGACGGCUACUACUUGUUGCAAAAAAAAAAAUAUUUUGGUUGCCAAGGUUGUGAGUGCGAUGUUGGCGGCGCUCUCAGCGCGGCUUGUGACGCCAGGUCCGGACAAUGUCGCUGCCGCAGUAACAUAGUCGGCCUUCAAUGCACACAGCCGGCACCAAGCUACUAUUUCCCCUCUUUGCAUCAGAUGAAGUUUGAGGUGGAGGACGGCACCACACCAAACUCCAGACCGGUGCGUUUUGGUUACGACCCCCAAGAGUUCCCAGAGUUCAGCUGGAGGGGUUAUGCCCAACUGUCCAAUGCGCAGAGUGAAGUCAGAGUAACAGUGCAUGUCGAUCCAAAAGAUGCCAAACGCAACUUAUAUCGUGUGGUGCUGCGAUUCACUAACCCAAGCCGCGCCAGUGUGAGUGGUAGCAUCAAGGCGGCUCAUUACAGAGGCGGUACAGCAUCAGUGCAGAGUAAAGAAGUAGUUUUUCCUGAAAGUUCCCGACCCUCGUUCCUUACCGUGCCUGGAGAUGGCUUUGCUGAGCCCUUUGCAUUGACGCCUGGGAAUUGGAUCAUCCACAUCAAAGCACCAGGGGUUCUGCUUGACUAUCUGGUCCUGCUGCCUCAGGAUUACUAUGAGGCACCACUGCUUCAGGGAGAGAUCACAGAGCCCUGCACAUACAUUAAUACAGCACCUAGAAAUAAGAACUGUCUCCUGUACAAGCACGUAGCCAUGGAUGCCUUCAGCUCAGCCUUAGGGGUGCAGGGAAGCCUCUCUAGCCGAAGGGGCCGCAAGAAGAGGCAGGCUCUUGUGCGGCGACCCACCCCGGACCACCCCGAUAUGGCCUCUCUGCAUGGCACACAGUCACAGUUGCAACUCAGUCUGCGUGUGCCUCAACCUGGACCUCAUGCGCUCAUCUUGGAGUAUGCCAGCCAGGUGGACAGUGUUCAGAAUGUCAACAUCCUGGUGGGUGUUCAGCAUGGUGGACAAAUGCGAGCCAGGGCCAACAUAUACAGCUGUGAAUAUAGCUUUUUGUGUCGGAGUGCGGCACUGGACAGCAAAAAUCAAGUGGCUGUGCUGCAGCUGGCUCACAGAACAGAUCUUCUCCUGCAGAUGUCCACCGCCUCUUUCCUGCUGCACAAAGUCUACGCUGUUCCUGUUAAGGAGUUCUCCAUGGAGUAUGUGGAGGCCAAGGUGAUGUGCAUUUCCACCCACGGUCGCUUUACUGACGACAGUCAGCACUGUGUUCUGAACCAAUUGGACACGCGUUCACCAGGCUGGGUUUUGCACGCGGCCAGUGAUGGGAAGUUGAACGCUGUUCAGCAACAAGGAGACAACACUGACUGGAGACAGAGACGACAGUCAGACCUCUUUCCUCACGGUGACGAGAUCUUGCUCAAAUACCCGCAGACAGAAAUAAGCUUCACACCCAAAGUGCCCCUCCCUGGCCGAUACGUGCUAAUUUUGCAUUAUCGCCAGCCAGAGCAUGUUUCCUUCCCUGUAGAAAUCCGAGUGGAUGCCGGUCAUAAUUGGAAAGGUUCCAUAAAGGCAUCAUUCUGCCCCUCAGUGUCAGGCUGUAGAGACGUGCUGGUUGCUGAUGGGCACACCAUCCUCGACUUGACCCAGCGAUCUUGGCAGCCGCCAGUCAUCUCAGUCAUUGUUCCUCCUCGCAAAAUUCUUAUUCUGGGUUAUAUAUUGCUGGUCCCUGAGAGUAGUUACACUCCUGACCUCUUAAGAGAGAAGCCACUGGACAAGUCAGCACUUUUCAUUCAGCAGUGCAGAGGAGAAGGCUUCUUUAUUGACCCUACAACAUCCUCCCAAUUUUGCCAAGAAUCUGCACGCUCUCUGGUGGCAUUUUAUAAUGAUGGAGCUCUGCCUUGCAACUGCGACCAAUCAGGGUCCACUGGAUCUGUGUGUGACCCAGCUGCUGGACAAUGUCCCUGCAGGCGUCACGUCAUCGGGCGGAGGUGUACCAAGUGUGCCAUGGGGUACUAUGGUUUCCCUUACUGCAGACCGUGUGAGUGCGGCCGCCGACUGUGCGAUGAGGUGACUGGUCGUUGCGUGUGCCCGCCUCAGACGGUCAGGCCGACCUGUGACGUGUGUCAGAACCAGACAUUUAGUUUUCAUCCUCUGCUGGGCUGCGAGGGCUGUGACUGUUCUGGGAAAGGCCUGCGAGCUGAUGCUGGGCCCGCAUGCGACCGUGUCACUGGACAGUGCAGCUGCAAACCCCGGAUUAGCGGACGGCGGUGUGAUCGAUGUGCUGCAGGUUAUUACCACUUUCCUGAUUGUAUCCCUUGCGACUGCGAGCAAGGCGGAGUCACACUUGACGUUUGUCACCCCGACACGGGCAGGUGUCUCUGCAAGAAAAAUGUCGACGGCAUCAGGUGCGAUACAUGCCGGGACGGCUCCUUCUACUUUGACCCGUCCAACACUGACGGCUGCACUGGCUGCUUUUGCUUUGGAGCCACCGACAAGUGUCACAGCUCUAGCAAACGCAGAGGCAAGUUUGUGGAUAUGCGUGGCUGGAAGUUGGAAAGUUCGGAUCGCAGAGAGAUUCCGUCAGUGUUGAAUGUGGCCAGUAACACCAUGGUAGCAGAUGUCCAGGAGCUUCCAUCUUCAAUUCAAGCCUUACACUGGGUGGCCCCGGCCUCAUACCACGGAGACAGGGUGUCGUCUUAUGGGGGUUUCCUCACCUACCAGGCCAAAUCCUUUGGGAUUCCCAGUGAAGGAAUGAUUCUUAUGGACAGAACUCCAGAUGUCUUACUGACUGGCAAGGACAUGACACUUAUCCAUUUAGCUCCUCAAGUCCAGUUGCCGGACAAACUAUAUCAAGGCCGAGUCCAGCUUGUAGAGAGAAACUGGCGCCACGCUGGUACAAACAGGCCCGUUUCCAGGGAACAGCUUAUGAUGGUCCUUGCAAGUCUGUCACGUCUGCGGAUCCGAGCCUUGUACUUUACGCAGAGUCAGCGGCUUAGUCUGGGCCAGGUCGGCAUGGAGGAGGCCACUGACACGGGGACCGGAGGUCCUGGUAACACCGUGGAAGUCUGCUCAUGCCCACCUCAGUUCGCCGGAGACUCCUGCGAAAAAUGUGCACCAGGAUACUUCCGAGAUGGCAGCAGCGGGCCAAACUUGGGUCGUUGUGUGCGUUGUAACUGUAAUGGUCUGGCAGAUGAGUGCGAAGAUUGGACCGGGAGAUGCCUGAACUGUCAGUACAACACUGCUGGAGACAGAUGUGAAUACUGCAAAGAAGGUUACUACGGUAUUGCAGCUCAGAGGACGUGCCAAGUGUGCCCUUGCCCUUACAGCACGGCCUCAAACAACUUUGCAGUAGCUUGCAGAGAGAUCUAUGGAGAGUUCCAGUGCAUUUGCAGAACAGGAUACACUGGAGACACAUGCGAGAAAUGUGCUCCUGGUUUCUAUGGUGACCCACUGGUUCCGGGAGGAAGUUGUCGACCCUGUAAUUGUAAUGGAAACGCCAAUAUCUGUGAUCAAAGGACUGGAGUUUGCAAGGGCACGUCUGAGCCUAGAGACACAAACACAGAAGACCGAUGCCAAGACUGUGAUAACUGUGCCCAGACUUUACUACGAGACUUGGAGAACAUGGACGAUGAACUGGCGAGGAUCAAAGCUAAACUGGACAGCGCCUCCGCUGGCACCUCCUCCCAAGAUAGACUCAGGAAGUUGGAGCGAGCCGUAUCGGACACCAAGAAUCUUGUGAACAAAUUCAGUAACUCUGUCAAUGGCCAAAGUUCCAGAGUCAAACAGCUGGAAGACGACAUGUUGACGCUCUCUGAUGACAUCGGUUCUCUUCAAGACAAGGCUGACCAGACGGCUGUGGAUGCUGACAAAGCAGCUUCGGGUGUUGAAAAAACUCACAAGAGGGCUCGCGAUUUGGACCGAGAGAUUGAAAACAUGCUUAACAAAAUCAAAGGUCUGCUGGACCAGCUGAAGGAUGCGGGCUCCAGCGGUGGCACACCACCUAGUGAGAAUGCGGCUAAGAUGCUUGAGGAUGCCAGGCGCAUGGUGAAGGAGAUGGAGAACAGGAACUUCACACCCCAGAAGAGCGCCGCUGACAAGGAACGGGACGAGGCCAGGAAACUCUUGGACUAUAUCAAGAGCAACAUGAGCAAGCAGUUGGAUGAGAACGAGAACUCUGCAGAUAAGUUGAAAGAGCAGCUGAAGGACUAUGAGGCCAAGCUGAAGCAACUGGACAAGUCUCUGAAGAACGCCACUGAUUUGGUGAAGAGAGCCAACGCCCAGAACGAACUCAACGCUCAAGCUUUACCAGAGAUGCUGGAUCGCAUCAACAAUCUCAAGAAUGAACGCAAGACAGUCAAGGAGCAGGUGGAUAUGGCGGCGGAUGAGCUGAAGAAAAUCGAAGAUUUAGUCAAAGGGCUAUCCAACAACAAAAAGGCGUAUGAAAAGUUGGCCGCUGAACUGGACGGCGGCAAGACCGACUUGACCAAGAAGGUUAACGAGAUUUCCAAAGUGGCGGCCAAGGAGGGUGUCGUGGAAGCGGCUGAGAACCACGCAAAAAAUCUCAAGAAGAUGUCAAAGGAACUGGAGGAUGCCGUGAAGAACGCGAGUGAACGCCCCGAGGUUCGCAACGCCAACGACGCUAUCGAUGCCUACAAAAACAUCACUGACGCCGUUAAAGCCGCCGAGGCUGCCGCUAACCAAGCCAAAGAAGCUGCUGACAAAGCCUUGAAUGAUGUAAAAAAACGAAAACUGGCCGAAAGAGCAAAAGACCUGAAUGAGAGUGGUGCUGAACUGGUGCAGAAUGCAGAAGAGGCACAGGAUGUUUUAGAUGAUGCUGCCAAAGAAAUUCCUAACAUAAAGAAGCGACUGAAGAAUGCAGACAGGGUGAAGAAUGAACUUGAGGCUGAACUUGCGGAUGCGCAAAGGAAGCUGGACGACAUUAGAAGAGAUGAUCUUGCCGAUAUGAUUGAUAAUGCCAAGAGAAAGGCUGCUUCCGCUAACGACUCGGCCAGCGACACCAUGGACAAACUUGAUGCCAUCAAGAAAGAAAUGGACAAAAUCAGCGUCACCCCCGGGGAUUCCAACCUUGGCAGCCUGCUGGAUGAUGUGGACCAAACAGUGAAGAACUUGAUGAAAUCCAUUCCAUCACUGAACGACAAGAUCUCAGAGGUGGAGACCAUGACCUCGCAAUUUACGCCACUAAAAAACAUCACAGACAAUGUGAAAAAACUGAAGGAACUUAUUAACCAAGCGCGCGACGCAGCCAACAGGAUUGCUGUGCCGAUGAAGUUCGCAGGCGACGGCCACGUGGAGUUGCAUCCGCCCAAGGACCUGGAGGAGCUGAAGGCAUACACAGCCUUGUCUUUGUCUCUACAGAGGCCUGAGGGCAGGGGGGAUGGACGACGUCGACGCAAACAGGCUGCGGACAAAGGAGACAUGUUUGUGAUGUAUCUUGGCAGCAAAAAUCCCUCCAAGAACUACAUCGGCAUGGUCUUGAAGAACAACGUGCUCCACGCCGCCUACAGGCUGAAUGGAUUGGAGCACGUCAUAAAAACUGAUUCUAUCACCCAAUCUCCAUCAGAGCCAGCCAAGUUUGAUAAAGUGGACCUGAACAGGAUGUAUCAAGAUGCACAGUUGGUUCUCACAAAAGACUUCACAUCGGACACUCCCGGUAUUCCGGUUGUGGGUGCCAACAAAGCAGAUAACACCCAAAACCUCAUGGAUCUCAGCACAGAUGACUUGGUUUUCUACGUCGGAGGCUACCCUUCCAACUUCACUCCGCCAGCACCUCUCAACUAUCCCAUGUACAAAGGUUGCAUCGAGAUGGGCUACUUUAACAACAAGGUUGUCAGCCUGUACAAUUUCCGGAACAAAGACAAAAUUAAUGUGGAGACUCCAUGCAAGAGGUAUGUCUCUCCACUGGGCUUUUAUUUAGAAGGCACUGGCUACGGCCGUGUGAAUAUCGACAAGAAACCAGCAAUUCUCCUUAUCAGCAUAUCUAUCUUGACACAUUCAGAAAACGGCCUGCUUUUAUACAUAGGAAAUGAGGACAAAUAUUUUACAGUGACAAUUGAGAAGGGUGUUGUUCACCUGCGUAGUAACUUGUUACAAGAACCAGCCACAAAGGACUUAAAAACAUUCCCGAAACGAGACUGGUUGGAUGUGCUCAUAAUCGUGACGAACAAAGGGAAGUUUACAGUCCGUGUAGCCAAUAAAGAGGUGGCCUCGGCCGAAGCUCAGUUCACUAGCACUGAAUUCAAAGAAUAUUACAUCGGUGGUGCACCCUCAGAAAUGAGGGAAAAACACAACAUUACAAUGCAAGCUUUAAGAGGCUGCUUGAACAAUGUGAAGCUCAACAACAACUUUAAACUGCUUGACGAGACGGUGGGCAUCAGUAGAGGUUGUCCCAAAGAUUCCUUGACCACUCGGAAAGCAGAGUUUAGGCUGGGAAGCUCCCUGUCGGCGGACCUUCCGGGAUUCAGCCUGAACAAAGAUGGCUUUGUCUCGCUGGGCUUCAAAAGCACUUAUAAGGAUGGCAUCCUCCUGGAGUCGAACCAGGCCGAUAGCAGGAUUCUACUGCGUUUGCAAAAUGGCUUUGUGGAAAUGUCUUUUGACAACAAGAUAUUUACUUCGAAUAACACAUACGCUGAUGGCCAGUGGCAUUAUUUGACUGCGUUCAAAAAAGAUGGACGGACAGGGCUCCGCAUCGAUGACAAUGACAGUGGUCGGGAACUCGGCGGAUUCAUUACUGUGGAGAACACCGGCGGUUCUGUCAUCUUGGGAGGACCCAGAUUCAGAGGUUGCAUCUCCAACCUCUACACCAGAAGGCCAGAACAUCUGUACAAACCCGAGGAUUUGACCGACUUUAAGUCGUCUGGAGACGUUCUAUUGGAUGUGUGCACAUCCGAAAGUCCUGCACAACAGAUGAUUAAUCGGGACCCAAAGAAGAAUGUCCUGAUGCGUGGUAUGAAUGAGAGUGCGUCUCCAUGCGUGCUACCAGGCCUGGUCACAGCCGCGUAUCACAUGGGGGGGCCCGUGAGUCGCUUGAGCUAUAGUCUGCCGUUGCAGGUGUUGCAGCCCAGGCAAGUGCCUUUGCCACACUUUGCUCUGGAUAUCCGGACUCGAUCUCCAGAGGGCUUGUUGUUCUUCGCUGCCACUAGAGGAGGGAACUCUCACCUGGCUUUGUACAUGUCCAAAGGGAGGAUACGACUCUCUGUGGGCAAAAAUAAUGAGAUCUUCAACAGGGAGAAGUACAACGAUGGAAAGUGGCACUCUGUGAUGUUCAGUUUAGAGAAGAAGAAAUUCCGUUUGGUGGUGGAUGGGAUACGAGCGCAGGACGGUCAGCUGAGUCCAUCUGAUGUGGCUUCAAUGAAGCACUUCAUGUCGCCUGUCUUCUUGGGUAGUGCCCCCGACUACCUCCACAAAGAGUUAAAGUCCAAGAGUCUCCCAAAACAAACCGUAUCUGGCUGUGUACGCCAUUUUAAAAUGAACGGCACGCCCAUGCUGAAGCCGUCCUCAAACCACGGGGCUGGCCCAUGUUUUGAGGGCCACACUCAGAGGGGGGCCUACUUCUCAGGGAAUGGAACUCAUGUUGUCAUUAAUGACUCCUUUGCUAUGGGAUCAAGUUUCGAGCUCCUGUUUAACAUUCGACCGAGGACCCAAACUGGACUCUUGCUACAUGUUGGCGAUUCCAGCAGAACUCAAAUAGACCUAACCACGGGCCACUAUGUCAGUAUUUACCUGCUCAGAGGAGAGGUUGUGGCACGAGUUAAUAACGGCAGAGGGGAGUUUAUGGCAUCUGUGCAGCCAAAAACAACACUCUGCGAUGGAAUGUUUCAUAAAAUUUCAGUCAUCACCAUGAAGAAUGUUGUGCAGCUGCAUGUGGAUACAGUGGACACCUACAAGAUAGGACCACCAUCCAACAUGGUUGCAUUGACCAAAUAUCCUGUCUAUGUGGGAGGUGUUCCUGAAGAGAUCGCUUCAAGGCAGACACCACCCAUCAUGUCGUCCUUCGUGGGCUGCAUCCAAGACUUGAAGGUCAAUGGCGAGUCUGUUGUUUUCACCAGGUUGCCCUCAGUCGUUGGGGCAGUCAACCUCAAAGACUGUCCAGGCUAAAAGGCGUCACUGCAUCUUUUUUUUUUUUUUUUUUUCGGCCAAAAGUUGGGACCACCUCCAAAAAACCAUGUGCAAUCUGUUACCAAGAAAACAGAAUGUGUGCGUGUGUCACAGUGUGUAUAUGGUGAGGUGUGUAUGUGUAUGGGUGUAUUUAUCUGAAAUUCAUGCAAUGGUCUGACUCAUCAUUGCAUUUGCUUUGUUUUUUUCUUUUUUUUUUAAUAUGGGAUGAGUCAGUCAAGGCUGCAGUGUAAAGUUCAUAAUACGGCACUUUAAGAGCAUUAUUAAUACAUAAAUAUAUAUGUAUAUUAUUAUUGUGAUGGUGCUUAAAUGAAGAUGAAAAAUGGUUGGACCCAAACAUUUAUAUGACAUUAUUUUGCAGUUGACGGGGCUCGUUUUCCCCCCUUUGGCAUGUUCAAUUCCUAUUAUGCCAUUUGAGUCCCCGGAAAGGCCAUGAAAUCAUGUUUAUGACUGCGUUUUCCAUUUUUUUUUUUUUUUUUUGGGCAUUCCUUCUGCAUGCAUUCUUCCAAGUGGCUCUCAGUAUGGUUUACACUGGACAACAGCAUGUCCCGAGUAAAGAAUUGUUGAAGACUAAAUUGGAGCAAUACUCUGAAAUAGGUACUGCUGCAUGAUCCAGACAAGGUUUACCUCAGAGUAUAUAAGAAAUAAAAUUUAUCAGAAUUGGAACCGUUUGGGGAAAAAAAAGAAAUCAACAACUUGCAUUCCUGUUUGUGACCACUGGUUUGUAAACUUUUUUUAAAUAUUGCCAAUAAAAUUUCCUUU
Molecule: messenger RNA, 11260 nt
Organism: Corythoichthys intestinalis (scribbled pipefish)
Lineage: Eukaryota; Metazoa; Chordata; Actinopteri; Syngnathiformes; Syngnathidae
Product: laminin subunit alpha-3-like
Exons: 77
Coding region: 248-10480 (3410 amino acids)
Biological process (GO): tissue development; regulation of embryonic development; animal organ morphogenesis
Molecular function (GO): signaling receptor binding
Source: RefSeq, a predicted model, not a curated record